Molecule: messenger RNA, 2190 nt
Organism: Pseudovirgaria hyperparasitica
Lineage: Eukaryota; Fungi; Ascomycota; Dothideomycetes; Acrospermales; Acrospermaceae
Exons: 2
Coding region: 165-1937 (590 amino acids)
Biological process (GO): proteolysis
Molecular function (GO): metallocarboxypeptidase activity; zinc ion binding
Source: RefSeq, a predicted model, not a curated record
CCCCGCUAGGCUUCCUCCACAUCACCAAUCUAUCCUCAACAACCUCAAUUGUCCUUAUGCGCGUCAACUUGUCCUGACCGUGCAAUCGCUCGCCACAUCGUAUGAGCAUGCUUGGUUGAACAGAAGUACCAACUCUCUACUUGGCGACAGUUCAGAGCUAUAGCAUGCGCCUCUUUACCUCUUCUCUUGUGGGGUGCCUCCUCAUCGCCUCAGGACCGGUCGCAGCGUUACCUUCCUUAUCAAGCUUCACCUUCCCUACGGAUUCUUCGUCUCCUUAUAAGACCCAAAGCUCGUGGCGGCGGCUAUCGAACAGCAUUAUUGGUCGAAUAUGGCAGGCUUCGGAGGUUCAGGCACCUAUACAAAACAACCAUAGGACAGAUAAGAGCAAAGUUCUUCCUGGAAAACUCGUGGCAAGUUACGGUCAGGAUGUGGUUUUGCGAUUCUCAAUAAGCUCUGCUGAAGAGGCGCAAAGCUUAGCUGAGGCAUCAAAUAUUCUGUUUCUAGAUGUCUGGGACUUCGGCCAAACUUGGGCGGACAUUCGCAUUGCGAAGGACGUGAUACCGUCGCUGCUUGGAUUGCUACCUCAGUCCCUACAAAGUAAACAUAUAGCUUUAAUGGAUAAUCUAGAUCUCGCAACUGCCAUCAUCGACACAUAUCCUUCGACCUCUGCGACGAGUCCACACGACACGAUUCACUUUACACCUUCCCUUGGACCACGUUCGCCUACGACGGACAACAUCUUCUUUCAAUCCUAUCAACCAUUAUCUGUGAUCGAACCAUGGAUGAACCUUUUGGCUUCAAUGUUCCCCACCCACGUACGGCGCAUAAAUGUUGGCAUCUCUUAUGAAGGCAGAGAUAUACCAGCACUUCGUGUAGGCGUGCAUCCGGGAGGUGAAGAGAUUCCACACCAAAAGCGUAAAACAAUUCUGAUUACCGGCGGUUUACAUGCUCGCGAAUGGAUCAGUACCAGUACGGUCAACUAUGUAGCGUGGAGUCUCAUUACUUCAUACGGUAAAGACCCAGCCACAAAGGCACUCCUGGAGGCCUACGAUUGGGUGUUCGUCCCUACAUUGAAUCCAGACGGUUAUGUCUACAGCUGGGAGAGUGACCGACUCUGGCGGAAGAACCGCCAGCCAACCUCGCUUCGAUUUUGUAAAGGUAUUGACCUUGAUCGCUCCUUCCCAUAUCAAUGGGAUGGCGAAUCAACAGCCGGAAAUCCGUGCUCGGAGUCAUAUUCUGGUGCCACGCCUCUCGAAGGUGUUGAGAGCCAACGCUUCGUCGAAUGGGCGAAGAAUGAGACUGAGAAUAAUGAUGUCGAGUUCGUCACUCUCCUGGAUCUACAUAGCUACAGCCAGCAAGUCAUGUAUCCAUACAGCUACACUUGCACAUCGGAACCACCGACCAUCGAAGAUCUAGAAGAACUAGCGCUAGGCCUCGCAAAAGCGAUCCGCCUUUCCCACAACGGCCACGGCCAUAUGUACCAUGCCAUCCCAGCUUGCGAGGGCAAUGUUGCUACCAAGGACUCGAAGGACCAGAAUAACAAGACAUUCUUCCCCCGCAUAGAGUCUGGAGGUGGAUCCUUACUAGAUUUCUUCUACCAUGAAAUGCGUGUCAAGUAUGCGUACCAAAUCAAGUUGCGAGAUACUGGUAGCUACGGCUUCCUUCUGCCCAAAGAAAACAUAGCUCCGACCGGCCGAGAGAUCCUCGAGGCCGUGAUGUAUCUUGGCAAGUUUCUGCUAGGAGAGGUCGGCUUGCAGGAUGAAAGCACGGGAGGCGACGUCGUAGCGGGCGACAAGACAGACCUUCUUCAGGACAAGAAUGUAUCGUCAGACUUUGAGGAUUGGCACAACGAGUGGAUACAGGACCGACUGGACAGUGAGGAGCAAGAAGAGGACGAGCCCGUGGCCUGGGAACUCAGAAGACGAAGGCGACGCUGAAAAAACCUCCUUGAUAGUAUUCUUUGGAAACAAUAUUCUAAUUCGGAUUAAUGAUUUUGUGUUUCGCCCUCUCACCCCAGGCACGUAGUGCACGUAAAGUGUUCUAAAUUUGUCUGUACAUGCUAAGCACUCGUGAAAGCGUGUGGACGAUCACCAAGCAGUCCUAAAGGUUUCAGGUAAUGCGAGCAUUCAUAUUCGUAUUGUUAUUAAACUUUUUGUGCGCUGCACAACCAAGCUCGCGAAGUCCAUACCC